Diorhabda carinulata is the source of this 3248-nucleotide messenger RNA. It is a transcript of the gene trbd, whose product is annotated as ubiquitin thioesterase trabid. Bases 397 to 2397 code for a protein of 666 amino acids. NCBI's taxonomy places the organism in Eukaryota, Metazoa, Arthropoda, Insecta, Coleoptera, Chrysomelidae. The transcript is spliced from 11 exons. The record is from RefSeq and is a predicted model, not a curated record. Gene Ontology annotation, molecular function: cysteine-type deubiquitinase activity; K63-linked polyubiquitin modification-dependent protein binding. Gene Ontology annotation, cellular component: cytoplasm; nucleus. Gene Ontology annotation, biological process: positive regulation of Wnt signaling pathway; cytoskeleton organization; cell migration.
AGUGUCAUAUUGAUGACAUUUUGUUGUACAUUUUCAUUAAAAAGAAAACAGUAACAAAGCAACACACAAGUCAUAAGUAGUUUGUCAAUAUAAGUAUUUAUGACAUUAAGUUCGUUGUAUUUGUUAAUCUAGUGUAGUGCUUGUACAAAUGGUAUCUAAAUUAUUUGUUUUCAAAUUGUCACGUAAAUUGUAUCAUUGUGCCUUCCUUACAAUUUAUGACCCUAUUUUCGAAGUGUUUUUAGGUAUAAAAAUCAUCAUGUCACGCUAAUCUGAUUUGAAUUGCUGCUCUUAGCAUGAAAUAAAUCAUUGUAAUUAAAUAAUUAUGGUAAAUUCAUGACAGAAGUAGAGCGAAGCUUGAAUUAAUUUGCAAUAAUCAGGCUAUUGAAAGAUCUCAUAAUGAGUGAUGUAGAAAAGAAAUGGGCAUGUGAAUAUUGUACAUACGAAAAUUACCCAUCAUCUGUUAAAUGCACUAUGUGCAGAGGUCCCAGGCCAUUUGUCAAUGAAGAUAUUUACAGGUUACACGAUGACAAAAUAAACAUAAGCGAGAAAUUCCAUUCAACAAUUGAAUCUGCAACUGGACCAUUAGAAAAUAAAUCGAAAUGUACAAAAUGUACAUACAAUUUAUCUGGUAUAUGUAUUACUUGUGGUGGUACUUCUGUAUCAUCUCAAUCUUUACACGAACACAUGCAACCCCUAAGAAUCUCACAAAACUCUGAUUUAGCCCAAAGUUUAUCUAGAUCUAGGAAUAACAGCCCCCCUGCUAGCAUAACUAAUAUAGAAAAUUCACGAAGAUCAUCACAGAAUAAAUGGAUUUGUAACUUAUGUACUUAUGAAAAUUGGCCGAAGUCUUUGAAGUGUGCUAUGUGUGGAAGUAUUAAUCAAAGGUCCCAAGCGUCUAGUCUAAUAAUCCCCUCACCGGAUCAAGUUCCGGAUGUAGAACGUAACCAAGAUGAUAGAUUUAAGGAUUAUAUUUUGGAUUCAAGUCAAAGUCCAAAUAAUCUAGAUAAUGAAAGAAAAUUGAGGCAUCUACGUCGACACGCCGAUUGGCGUUGGUUGAACGCUUGUAUUGGAGUGAUAGACGGUGAUCCAAAUCCAGUGGAAGCUUACCUUUCUUCAGGAGGCGAUCCUGCAAGGACGCUAACAUCAUCAGAAGUCGCUAUUUUAAACAGAAAUUCAGCUUUCGAUGUCGGACAUACAUUAGUACAUCUAGCUAUAAGAUUUCAAAGAGAAGAUUUAUUAGCUGUACUUUUAUCUCAAAUAGAAGGCUCCGGUUCUGGUGUAAAACGAGUACCGAGUUAUGUUGCUCCUGAUAUAGCUGCCGAUAUUAGACGACAUUUUGCUUCGACUAUACGUUCGAGGAAAGGAAAUUUUCCUUGUAAUUUCGUUACAGAGUUUCCAACGUUUACGUUACCUGCAGAAGUCGAUGAACUUCCUACAACCAUUCAAGAACAAUUAUUUACCGAGCUAUUAGAUAAAGAUGCCCAAGAACAACUCGAAACUGAUCCGGCUGUGAUUAAUUGGUCCUUGGAUAUAACUGUGCGUUUGGGUUCCAGACUUUACGCUUUAUGGAAUCGAUCUGCUGGUGAUUGUCUCCUAGAUUCCGUAAUGCAGGCUACUUGGGGGGUAUUUGAUAGAGAUAACAUGCUUAGAAGAGCAUUAGCUGAAAGUUUAGGCCAAGGAGGACAUAUGUUUUAUCCUAGAUGGAAGGAAUAUGAAUCGAGUCAUGCUUCGUUUCUUCAGUAUUCUUUAGAAGAAGGACAAUGGGAGGAAGAUUGGACGAGUUUAUUAUCACUUGCUAAUCAACCCGGAACGAGUCUUGAACAACUUCACGUUUUCGCACUGGCUCACGUUCUGAGACGUCCUAUUAUUGUAUACGGAGUGAAGUAUGUGAAGAGUUUUAGGGGAGAAGCCAUAGGUUAUGCUCGAUUUGAAGGUGUUUAUUUACCUUUAUUGUGGGAACAAAGUUUCUGUAUCCGUACUCCUAUAGCACUGGGUUACACUAGAGGUCACUUCUCGGCUCUGGUUCCCAUAGAACCAUACAGUAGAUUAGAUUCCGGACAGCCUUUACAACAUAGUAAUAUAAACCCGGAUCACAUGCAAAGUACCUUUUUACCCCUAAUGGAUAGAGAUAGAAAACUUUUGCCAAUACACUUUUUGACAGAAUCAGAGUUGGGUAGAGAAGAAGCGAUACUUAGACAGUGGUUAGACGUCUGUGAAACCGAGAAUGGUAUUCUGGUAGCCCAACAGUUGCUGCAUAAAAGACCCUUACUAGUUGCUCAAAUGGUCGAGGAAUGGUUGAAUCAUUACAGGAGAUUAUCACAAAUGACUUCGGCUCCUUUUGCAAGACCGAUUCCCAUUCAGGAUUAUUCCAGUGAAGGGGACACUGAUGAUGAAUAGCGUCGAUUGAAAUUCGUGCUCCAGUAACACGAAACAACAAGUAGUGAUAAAUUAGUACCUAAAGUUAUAGAAUUUUCUCGAAAAAAAUAGACAUCUAGUAUAGAUGAAUUAUUUAAUAAAUAACCCGGGGUGGAAAAUAAUUUAUUACGAUUAUUCUCAUUUAGGAACCCAUUCGUCUACCACUUGAGUAUUCGACCCGGUUUUUGAAAUGUUUCCAUAGAUUUGGUUAUUAAUUUCGUAGGAAAAACACGAAAAUCACCGAGUGCCAAGUCGGAAUUAUAUGCCGGUCGAAUUGUUGGGGGUGCUUUUAGGUUGCACAGAAAUGUAGAAAUUGUUCGGGGAGUCGUUAGGUAGCACCAGAAGUGUGUAGAUUAAUAAAAAAAAUACAAAAAUUCGUCAUUUUCUUUAAAUUAUUUCAAUUAUUUUGAUUUUUGUAAUCUUAUAUGGUAUCAAUUUGAAAAACAGUUGAUUUUGCCAUUUUUUUAGUUUCUUUUGAUUUUUUUUUCAACUUUUCAGAAGAGAUGAUUUUUUGGUACCCGGUGAAAUUUUCAAAACGAACUUAACUUGCACCAUAAACAAUGGGAUUGGAUUUUGUUUUUGUUAUUCUUAGUUUUCUUGUCUGUUUACAAUUUUUUUGUCUUUGGUUGCUUUACAAACUUUUUUAGGUAUUUUUCUUUUUUUCUAUCCGAAUUCCAUAAUACUGGGUCAUUUUUAUUCAAUGUACAUUAAUUUCUAUUGUAAAUUAUUUGGUUGGGCAAGAAGAAGAUUGGGGAAAAAUAUAAAACAAAGAGAAUCUUUGGAAGAUGAUAGAGAGAGAAAAGUCUGCAAAAAGCAGAAAGUUUGGAUAAAAA